Cucurbita moschata (crookneck pumpkin) is the source of this 716-nucleotide messenger RNA. RefSeq lists its product as uncharacterized. The record is from RefSeq and is a predicted model, not a curated record. The transcript has a single exon. NCBI's taxonomy places the organism in Eukaryota, Viridiplantae, Streptophyta, Magnoliopsida, Cucurbitales, Cucurbitaceae. The coding region runs from base 81 to 563 and encodes 160 amino acids.
CUCCAACGAUUUUCCGCUCCGAUCAGAGAAAAAGUUAGUUUCAGAUUCCAACCUAAUUCACAAAUUUCCUUUCUCAUCUCAUGGCAACCGGAAAAAGCUGUUACGGCCGCUCCAACUACCGUUUCCUCUCCGGCGACAUCUCCGGCCACCACCACUCCUUCACUUCCGACUUACCGUUCGAACUCAACGAAUCGGACAUCUACAACUCCGGUAGUUUGAUAUCGCCGGAGAUCCGGCGAUCUCCGAUCCCGGCGAAGCGAAUCUCGAAAAAGCCGUCGUCGAAUCCAGUGGAGUUACGCGGCGGUGCUUCGUCGCUGCCGGUGAAUAUCCCGGACUGGUCGAAGAUUCUAAAGGAGGAGUACAGAGAGAAGCGGAGUGUUGAAUACGACGAGGAGGAUUGGGAGGAAAUGAGAGUGCCGCCUCAUGAGUUUUUGGCGAGGCAAACGGCGAGGACUAGGACGGCGUCGUUUUCGGUGCACGAAGGAAUUGGAAGGACGUUGAAAGGGAGAGAUAUGAGUAGGGUGAGAAAUGCAAUAUGGGAAAAAAUUGGGUUCGAGGAUUGAAAUAUGAUUAUUAGAAAGGACUUGUAGUGUAAAUAAUUGUUGUAUGGGCGUUACUGGUAAGUUUCUGGAAAAUAGAAGCUCCAUUAAUGGCUGUAAAAUAUAAUUAUUUCUUCUUCUUAUUAUUGUUAUUGAUUUUGCUGCUGGUUCUUACGU